CAUCGAGUCUGCCGGAAAUCAACAGAAGAAGAAGAAGAAGACGACAUCUAGCUUUACCUGUAUAUGACAUCUGCGUGAGCCGUGGACCCUCUGCUUCCGGAGCGAAAAGGACAGUAGGACACCGAGAAAGUAUUCGUUUAACCUGAAUGAAGGUUCAAAUAGUAUUUAUCUCAAUUUCGCACGGAAGGACAGUUGUUUGUAACUGAAAUGGCGGUACAGGGGGGACAAUUCUUCCAAGAAAAGGUCAGCAGGUUGCUCAGCAAAAAGAAUGGAAAACCUGUACUCAAACCCAACAAACCUCUUGUCCUAAGAGAUCAAGUGUCCAGCCGCAAACCCAAGAAAGGAGAGGCCACCUGUAUCACGGAGUUGUCAGUCAUGAUGACGUGUUGGAAGCAGAACAACUUUGUAGAGAGUCUGUGCUCCAAAGAGAUGGAUGAUUUCUCCUCAUGUAUUAAAAAGGCCCAGGCUUCGAAUAAAACGGACGCUACUCUUCAAGGAGGACGUCUGCAACCGAAACAAGCCAACACACUGUUAAAGAGAUAUCCUACUCAUCGUUUUGAGAUCUAGAACAUUUUUUUUUUUGCUUUUGGCAUUAGUGUAAAAUAUUUUUUAAAAAAGCAACGCUGCCAAGACUUGUAAUAGUUUUCAAUCAUGCUGCAUCCAGUGCUAUUUGUCACAAUAUGCACGUUUCAGAGAAGCUAGUCCACUGACUCCUGAGUGUGUAUUGUCCAUUAGUACCAUAAAAUACCAUGUACAAAUAAGUUAUGUAAAUGUACAUCUUGAAUUUCCUGGCAAUGUUUUUCACUCUUACUUGUGCACCUAAUUUGUUUCAAUACAAUUUUCUGAAACCAUCUAUUUUUUUUCUCGUGCACCUAUCAUUCAUCACGUAGUUGUGGUACAAGUGCGCAGCCUAAGGGGUACAAAAUCAGUUUUUGGAAAGCAAUUUGUAGGUGCGUAUAAUACACAAAUUCGUAUUAUACAGGGUAUAUUUUGGUACCUGUAAGAUACAUUAGCUUACUUCUCAAAUCUUUGCUCUGUACAAAAGGUUUUAUUUAAAAAGAAAAAAAAACUUUAAAAAGUCACAACAGCUUUUCAUAAUUAUUGACAGUCGGAGAGUCAACCAAAUUGUUAGCCGUUACUGGUGAUUCUUUUUUUCUUCUGGUCCCUCAUCUGCUCAGGGACUCUCUAAGCUUCUCAUACACCAUCUGGUCCUGCAAAGAAAAGUAUAUAUAAAAAGUAACUGCAUGUAGCUUAAACGUUUGUUUGCAAAAAAAAAACGAGCAAAGUUGCAACACAAGGACUUAGGGCGUAGGUUUGCAUGGGACAGUAGGGACAUAACACUACCAACUUUUCAGGAUGCUCAUAUUGCCCCCACCAACUUUUAAGCAACCUUAUUUGCAUUAUACAAUGAGUUCAGUUAUACAAGUAAUUAUGAUAGUCUUCCUAUAUGUUGUAAGAAUAGAAUUGACCCUACCAUUAUUAAGUGAAUUACAGUACUUUAAUUAUGUUCAGACUUACAUUGACCCCUUUUCACUUGUUGAAUGUGCCAGUCCAUCCCCCCCUCCCUAACGCACGUUUGAUUGGCUGAUGACUUGACCCUCCCCACACACACACACCCGUCCCCUUCGAAGACGGGGAUAUUAGAAGUUUUUGUCUGCCAGCAGCAGCCACUUUCACUAAUGCAAAAACGUCAAUGUUGUGGAGGUACACACCACUAACUUUGCUACUGAAAGUGCGACCUGCAUCAGAGUUGGCAUAACAUUAAUCUGAGCAAAUUUUCUCUAAUUUCUCAAAUUUGAGGAGAAAGCUGCUUUGAGUGAAAAUAUCCUCCUGGAUGUUUUCGACUGUUAAUGUCAAUUAAACUAAGAAAUCCAGUGAACCAAUGUUUACCCUGUUCUCUGCAGUUUUAAUUUUUUUAAUUAUGUGGUCUGAAAGCAGCCCAAAGGAGCUUUAAUUUUUUUUGUUUUUGUUUUGUUUUUUGAGUUUGGCUGUGCUUUUGUGGACAAAAACGGUAGUGUUUUACCUGAAGGAAGGCUCUAUUUGUAUGUAUUUUGGUUAUU
Messenger RNA from Corythoichthys intestinalis (scribbled pipefish), 2060 nucleotides. RefSeq names its product coiled-coil-helix-coiled-coil-helix domain containing 1 (gene chchd1). The record is from RefSeq and is a predicted model, not a curated record. The transcript is spliced from 3 exons. Gene Ontology annotation, molecular function: RNA binding. Bases 208 to 567 code for a protein of 119 amino acids. NCBI's taxonomy places the organism in Eukaryota, Metazoa, Chordata, Actinopteri, Syngnathiformes, Syngnathidae. Gene Ontology annotation, biological process: mitochondrial translation. Gene Ontology annotation, cellular component: mitochondrion; mitochondrial ribosome; nucleoplasm.